AUGCAAGCAUCUAUCGAGAAGCGUAAAAAUGAAAAUGAAAUUUCUAACCUUAUUAACAUAUCCCAAGAGAAACCAGUCAAAAAGCUGUCACGCCAUUCUCACUAUAAUAAAAAACAAAAACUUGAAAAAGAACAAAAUUCGACCUUGUUAGCAGAAUAUAAUAUGUCUAGACCGAUUUUACCAUUAAUAACUAGCAAUAUUAUUUUUGAUCCAGAGCAGACAAGAUUGGCUAAUAUUGAGUUAUCCGAUAUCUCGCCUAAUUUCUUUCUGUUGGUUGAUAAAGAAAUAAUUAAAAUGGAAGAGCAUGGUGAUGCCAAUCCCCAUCCUGAUGAUGCAAAAAAUAAACGUUUAUGGGUCGCUCUUG
Messenger RNA from Racocetra persica, 364 nucleotides. The record is from the annotation of a GenBank genome assembly. NCBI's taxonomy places the organism in Eukaryota, Fungi, Glomeromycota, Glomeromycetes, Diversisporales, Gigasporaceae.